CUACUACGAAAGAUCGUCACGCUUAACCGACCUUCUACUAACUCUGACUUUCACUAUGAAGUUCUCUAGUGCAUCGAAAUACGAUGUCGGUUCUAUACUCUGGCUACCACCAAAAGACGAGAUACCAAUCGAAUAUCAUGCUACAGCAAAUUCGAUCGAUGAUGGCUGCUUCAAUCACCCUGUGGUAGUCCUCUCUGUGAAUCGAGCCAGGACCGAGGUUGUCGUUUUGAUCAUGACCUCUUUUGGGGGGAAAGACCUCCAGGAGCGACAUCCUCGGAACACCCAGACUCGUUCUAUGUACAUUCCAGUCCACCCUAGUAAAGCUCAUCCGGAUAACGAUUCUCUGCUAUUCCUCAGAGGAGAUGGACGCCUUCCUCGGAACAGUUACGUGACACUCAACCCUCAACGGACAAUUCAUGGAGGGAUACUCAAACCUUUGCGACGUUCAACGUGCACUCUUACAACAGACUCAUACAAGCAGCUAAUCAAACGCGUCGGUUUCCAACCACCGCCAUUCCACAACAGGCCUCCGGUAGCCCAACCAUCUCAAACCCCACUUCCCGUGCGUGAGCCACUCUACGACAUACCCCCAGUGCGUCAACCAUUGCCAGAGUAUGUUCGUCCUGUGGUUCCUCAAAGUAGGCCUGCUAUCUCGAGUUAUCCUACACCAGGCCGUUUCACAUAUGUCGAGAAUCGUAUGAGCCAGCCACAUGUUCAAACACAGCGCACGCAACCUCUCCUGCCGUUGCACCGGUUCAACGAGCGUCCCGCGGAAGAAGACCCUGUUCCUUCCUGUAUCAUCUGGGGAAUUAUGAUCAUCAUCAUCGGUGCUGCACUCCUUACUUUGAACUACUACAAAUGGUGA
Molecule: messenger RNA, 865 nt
Organism: Dothidotthia symphoricarpi CBS 119687
Lineage: Eukaryota; Fungi; Ascomycota; Dothideomycetes; Pleosporales; Dothidotthiaceae
Exons: 3
Coding region: 56-865 (269 amino acids)
Source: RefSeq, a predicted model, not a curated record